UAUAUGGAGAGGAAGCAGCAGCAAAAGACACAGCUGAUAACUAACCAGCCAUACGACGAAAGUUUGGACGUAAACGACGCAGAGGAGGUGGCUAGCGUAUGUACACCUACUCCUCGUCAGACAGUCUCCAGACGGACCGGCAGACACCAGCAAAACACUAUGGCGAACAACAGCAGUGAUGAAUUUGAGGGGGAGGGGAAGAAAAAGAAGGAGCUUCCCACAGGUCCGCGUGACAUAAGUGAAAAGGAGGAAGAUGAUGAGGAAGAAGAAGAUGACGACGAUUCUGAUGAGACGGAGUCUGAUGAAGAGGAAGGAGAGGCCGGGUCCGCACCUGAGGGAGCGUAUGACCCUGCUGAUUAUGAACACCUUCUCGUCUCAGCAGAGAUCAAAGAGCUAUUUCAGUACAUCACAAGGUACACCCCUCAGACCGUGGACCUGGAUCAUAAACUGAAGCCCUUCAUCCCUGAUUUCAUUCCAGCCGUCGGAGAUAUUGACGCGUUUCUCAAAGUUCCUCGGCCAGAUGGGAAACUGGAUAAUCUGGGCUUGCUAGUUUUGGAUGAGCCCUCCACCAAACAGUCAGACCCCACUGUAUUAUCCUUGUGGCUUUCGGAAAACAGUAAACAGCAUAACGUAACUGAGGUAAAGGUGAAAAGUGUGGAGAACCCAGAGAAAAAUCCCAAGGCUGUUGAAAACUGGAUCGAGAGCAUCAGCGAGCUCCAUCGCUCCAAGCCUCCUGCCACGGUCCAUUACACCAGACCCAUGCCAGACAUUGAUACUUUGAUGCAGGAGUGGCCACCUGAAUUUGAAGAGCUUCUGGGCAAGAUAAGCCUGCCCACUGCGGACAUCAACUGUGAUUUGGCUGAGUACAUUGACAUAAUAUGUGGUGUCUUAGACAUCCCUGUGUACAAAAGUCGCAUCCAGUCUCUCCAUGUGCUGUUCACACUCUACUCUGAAUUUAAAAAUUCUCAGCACUUCAAAGUCUUAGCAGAUGGCCAGAAGUCUGAAACUCCAUCAGUCCCUCGAGCAGCUACUGGGGAGCCAGAGACACUAACUCUAGACUGA
Molecule: messenger RNA, 1062 nt
Organism: Chanos chanos (milkfish)
Lineage: Eukaryota; Metazoa; Chordata; Actinopteri; Gonorynchiformes; Chanidae
Gene: ift46
Product: intraflagellar transport 46 homolog (Chlamydomonas)
Exons: 12
Coding region: 4-1062 (352 amino acids)
Biological process (GO): intraciliary transport; cilium assembly
Cellular component (GO): microtubule organizing center; motile cilium; intraciliary transport particle B
Source: RefSeq, a predicted model, not a curated record